GCGUCGACUCCCUGAAGGUCUAGGCGAAUCACGUGAAUAACACUUCUCUCAGCUUGUGGCAUCAAAAGGAUCAUUUCAGCUUGGCCAAUCUCUAAACAUCGCACAUUCAAGUAUAUUCCGGGUUUGAAACAAGUAGAUCGUUGCUUAUACUUGUUAGAUAAAGACUUUUUACCCCACCUUACUACCCCGCACCCCGCUUCUCUCGUCUUUGCUCCCAUUUUGUCAUUUUAGAUAUCUCAAAGACUACAUUCUCAAUAGCAAGACACAAGACUUCACCAUGUCCGCAGAAACCAUAACAGAAGAAGCUCAACGUGCAGCCUACCUGUCAAACGCCCAAACCAAAGCUCUCCAUCUCUUCGAAGAGAUCGAGCGUACCCUCAUCCGCCCCGGUGUGACCGAGAAAGACAUCAGCAAAGAAAUCUUCCAACUGGCAUCAGACCGCUUCGGUGUCACUAAUCAUUGGCACAAGCGCGUCGUCAGGAGUGGACCCCAUACCUUGUUACCAUACGCAGAGAACCCAGCCGACCGCACGAUUGAAGCCGAUGACAUUCUCUUCGUUGAUCUCGGCCCUGUAUUUGAAGCAUGGGAAGCCGAUUUUGGACGAACCUUUGUACUCGGAGACGAUCCCGUCAAGCAUCGCUUACGAGACUCGUUGGAACCGGUAUGGCUAGCUACCAAGAAGGAGUAUAAAGCCAACCCGGACAUGACGGGCGAGGAGCUUUACGAUACCGCCUGCCGGAAAGCAAAAGAGGCUGGAUGGGAAUUUGGCGGACAGAUUGCGGGCCAUCUCGUUGGUUCUUUUCCUCACGAGCGGAUUCCGAAUGACAGAAUUACCCUCUAUAUUGCAAAGGGCAGCAAUCAGCCUAUGAGUCUUUUGAAUGCAUCGGGACAAAAGCGGCAUUGGAUUUUGGAAAUUCAUCUUGUUGAUCGUGCUCGGGAAAUUGGAGCAUUUUAUGAGCAACUUCUCACGGUUGAUUGAAAAUGGAUGAAGCGAAGACUUGAGCGAUGAAAAUAUUGGUCGAAUGUUCUUCAGGUACACUGCCGUUGUCAGACUACAUGUUAGUGGAAACAUUGGAAUUUCAUAGACUAUGAUUCAUCUGAGAAUCAGAAACAGAACCAUCCUGAAUAAGGGUUGUUGAAUCGAUGGAGACUUUUUACGUGUCUGGCUUUCAAGAAACGGAAGUACUCGGGAAGCUGGCUGAAUUGAAUGCAGUCCUUCACGAUUCGAUGACAUUAUAUGAGAGCCUCUUCAAGACCCAAUGGGCCACUUGACCCCUGAAUCAGGAGUGUCCAGUAACUUUCCUUAGCGAGUCGCCAAAUCAUUUACUGAAGCUAUAAUAUUACAUCAGCA
Messenger RNA from Mollisia scopiformis, 1351 nucleotides. RefSeq names its product Creatinase/aminopeptidase. The record is from RefSeq and is a predicted model, not a curated record. The coding region runs from base 278 to 979 and encodes 233 amino acids. The transcript has a single exon. NCBI's taxonomy places the organism in Eukaryota, Fungi, Ascomycota, Leotiomycetes, Helotiales, Mollisiaceae.